Molecule: messenger RNA, 1587 nt
Organism: Diaporthe batatas
Lineage: Eukaryota; Fungi; Ascomycota; Sordariomycetes; Diaporthales; Diaporthaceae
Exons: 8
Coding region: 1-1587 (528 amino acids)
Biological process (GO): transmembrane transport
Cellular component (GO): membrane
Molecular function (GO): transmembrane transporter activity
Source: RefSeq, a predicted model, not a curated record
AUGCAUUCGUUUGAGAAUGCCGAUUCAGAAAAGAAAGCUGCCAUCUUGCAGCCCUCGAGCGGCGAGGAAGAUGGUCAACCGCCGGUGGCUCUCGGGACAGUCACGGAACUUCACGACCUGACCGUCCUAGGCUAUAAACCCGAGCUUCGCCGCAACCGGUCCAUGUUUACAUUGCUCUUCCAGUCAUUAGCCAUUGCAGCGAUUCCGUACGGCUUCGGCGGACCCCUCAUAUCUGCCAUCUAUGGCGGUGGUCAACUCCCAAUGUUCCUCGGAUGGGUGGUCGUUCUAAUCGUCGAUGAAUGCGUGGCUUUAUCCCUCGGAGAAUUCGCGUCCAAAUACCCAACGUCUGCUGGGCCUUACUACUGGUCUUUCCAGCUGGCAAGUCCUAGUGUGCGAACGGUCUUGUCGUUCAUUACCGGAUGGACUUGGCUCAUUGGAAACUGGACGAUCACGCUGAGCGUCAACUUCGGGUUCGCCUCUUUAAUCGCUGCGACCGUCGCGCUUUACCAUCCAGACUGGACGCCAGAGUCAUGGCAGCUGCUUCUGAUAUUCUACGCCAUCUGCUUGAUCACAUUUGCCAUUGUUGCUUACGGGAAUAAACUGCUCCCCAUGGUCGACACCAUUUGUGCCGCGUUUACAGCACUCAGCAUCCUGAUCACCUUGAUCUGCCUGUCAGCAAAGGCCUCAGUCGGUAGGCACUCAGCGAGAGACACCUUGGGGUAUUAUGAUACAUCUCUCUCCGGCUGGGGAGGAUUUUCAUUCUUCAUCGGCAUGCUGCCCGCGGCAUACACAUUCUCGGCUAUCGGCAUGAUCACAUCAAUGGCGGAAGAAUGCGGCGACCCCACGACAAAGCUGCCAAAGGCCAUCUCGCUCUGCGUUCCCGUCGGGGGGAUCGCCGGCCUCUUCUUCAUUAUCCCUAUUUGCGCGACUCUGCCGCCGUUGGAAGACAUCCUGGGUGCACCGGUUGGGCAGGCACUGCCGUACAUUUUUGGAGUGGUCAUGGACUCGCCCGGCGGCGGGCUUGGCCUCACGUUCCUCGUCCUGGUGAUCACGCUGUUCUGUUCCAUUUCCAUUACGGUAGCUGCAUCCCGAUGCACGUGGGCAUUCGCGCGCGACAAGGCUCUGCCAUUGUCACGGCUUUGGUCUCAGGUUGAUACUCGGCACGGCACGCCCAUUUGGGCUCUGGUACUGACCACAAUUGUACAAAUGCUGCUCGGACUAAUCAAUCUCGGAUCAUCGUCUGCUUUCUUGGCCUUUGUCUCGGUUGGAGUCAUCUCCUUGGCCGUGUCGUAUGGGAUUCCUAUCUCUAUCUCACUCUUCCACCGCCGCAGAGAUGUCAAUGGCGCACGGUGGACCAUGGGAAGCACUGUCGGCUGGGUCGUCAAUAUCAUCGCCCUUCUGUGGAUUGCUUUUGAGAUGAUUCUGUUUUCAAUGCCAACUGUGCUUCCGGUCACGGAAGCGUCAAUGAACUACGCGAUUGUGGUUUUCUUUGGCUUUAUGGCCAUCAGUGCGGCAUGGUAUGCAGUUCAUGCCCGGAAAGUGUAUAAGGGACCGCCAGAGUCAGAUGGAUUGGUCGUGGCUCCUUAA